CCCAUCCUUCUCAAGCCACCACGGAAGCUGCAGAAGCCACAAACUCAAGACCCAACACACUCAUCAUAAAGACCCUACCGGAUGCCCCACAUAUCCCUCACCCGCCCGUCGCCAAACACAUGGCUUCUCACCCUUUCUUCGCCACCCAACAACCUUCUCUCAGCUUCUGCUCUGCAAGAUCUCAGCGAGGCGUUGAAUGUUGUUGAGUAUGAGUGGCUGGCUCGUUCUCCCACGUCAUCCGCGUCCUCGACCCAGCUCAAGAAAGAGGACAACGCAAAGAAGGCAAACAUCAAGGGAGCUGGAGCUGGAGCUUUGGUGCUCACCGGAGAAGGUAGAUCUUUCAGCGCGGGUAUCGACCAUCUUGCUCUUUUCCAACUCGCCAAGCAGGGCGGCGACCCUGACUCGUUCUUUCCCAAGGUGUUCGAUCCGGUCCUAUGGAGGCUGAUGACCUUCCCGCUAUACACAGUAGCUGCUAUCAACGGACAUGCUAUUGCCGCGGGGAUGAUACUUGCUCUGGCGUGCGACCACCGCAUCAUGACGUCCGGGAAAGGCUUUUUAAGCAUGAAUGAAAUCACACUCGGCACCACCCUCCCCAGCUCUUUCGUUUCAGUCCUCUCCACUGCGUUCCCUAGUCGCCGUGACCUGCGAGAUACUGUGGCAGGGAAGCGCUGGGUCCAAAACGAUCUUUUGAAGCUGGGGCUAGUUGAUGAGGUGUCUGCACCUGGAGAAUUGCUCAAGAGGAGCGUUGAAAUCGGACAACAAGAAGGGGUCAAGGUCGCUCUGGGCAAUUGGGGGAGAAUCAAAUCAGCAAUCCACUCUCGAACCUAUCCUCAAUCUCCCGCCCGCCCGCCUGUUAGUCCCCAAGACUCUGCCAUCAUUCGUCGCCCAGCUCAGCCAGGAGAGGCGCCAACAGGUGGAGAUGAGAGUCAGACAGAGGAUGAGAAAAGGAGGAAAGCUCUAAUGGAUAUGGAAGGGGUAGAUAAACUAGAGACUGGGAGAUGGAGAGAGGCAGUUGGGAUAGGGUUGAUGGAGGUGGAGGUUUGGUUGAAGUCGGCGUGACUGUAAUAAGUCAAGAAUAUGAACAAAAGAGCUAAUUCACGAAGUAUGCGCCCCCAGAUAUUCUCUCCAUGAUGCUAUAU
Messenger RNA from Cryptococcus amylolentus CBS 6039, 1139 nucleotides. RefSeq lists its product as hypothetical. Lineage: Eukaryota; Fungi; Basidiomycota; Tremellomycetes; Tremellales; Cryptococcaceae. Gene Ontology annotation, molecular function: delta(3)-delta(2)-enoyl-CoA isomerase activity; enoyl-CoA hydratase activity. The record is from RefSeq and is a predicted model, not a curated record. Gene Ontology annotation, cellular component: peroxisome. Bases 82 to 1059 code for a protein of 325 amino acids. Gene Ontology annotation, biological process: fatty acid beta-oxidation. The transcript has 5 exons.